Messenger RNA from Cicer arietinum (chickpea), 1558 nucleotides. NCBI's taxonomy places the organism in Eukaryota, Viridiplantae, Streptophyta, Magnoliopsida, Fabales, Fabaceae. The record is from RefSeq and is a predicted model, not a curated record.
AAUGUUUUAUCCAAAUUAUCUCACAAAUUGCUAAAAUUGAUAGUUAGUCUAACAAAUACUAUCAUUGUGUAAUGAAAACUAUUUCAAAACCUAUUGACUUAUUAAAGGAUAUUCAUUGAAGGUUAACAUUUGCAAUGAUAUGGAGUUUUUUACUAAUGAAGAAGACAAGUUUGAUAAUGCAUUGAAUGAUAUAAAUGAAGUACAAUUCAAAGUAAAACAUUUGACUAAUCUUGGGAUGCAAAAUUUUAGUCAUUUUCGUCAAGGAUUAGAUAGACAGCAACGCAUUUGUUCUGCUAUGUUAUAUUGUUCAUGCAUUACAUAUGCUUCAAAUAAUCUCACGUUGCACACGUAGUCUAAUUUGCCACGAAAGUCAUCAACGGGAGCGUAGGCGUCAUGAUUUAAUGAGACAAUUAGUACAUAUUGAAAAAUGUCGAGACAUACGAAUGAGACCUGAGGUAUUUAUGUUGUUGUGUCAUAAGUUGAGAGGGACUGGUUUUGUGAAAGAUACUAUACAUUUCACAGUUCAAGAACAACUUGCUAAGUUCCUACACAUCAUUGGUCAUAAUGUCAAAAAUCGUACGGUGUCAUUUUUCUUCCACCGUUUCGGUGAGACUGUUGGUCGCCACUUUUACAAUGUUUUAUGUGCCAUCAUUCCAUUAGAAGAUGAGUUCAUUGUCCAGUCCAACCUGGUAUGGAUGUACCUCCAAAAAUAUUACACAAUAACAAAUUCUAUCCUUUUUUUAAGGUACUUUUAUGUCGUCAAUUCACCUUGAUUUGUUCAUCCUCACAAACCAUGACAUCAUUUUAUCACUAAUAGAAUAUCUUAUUCAAUAAAAAGGAUUGCAUUUGAGCUAUUGAUGGGACACUUAUUCGAGUGAAAGUACCUAUAUCUGAAUCCCCUCGAUUUCGUGGAAGAAAAGACUACCCUACACAAAACGUCUUGGUUGCAUGUAAUUUUGAUAUGAAAUUCAUAUAUGUUUUACCCGAGUGGGAAGGCACAACAUCUGACUCUAGAAUUUUGAAAGAUGCUUUAAGUAGGGUAGACCCAUUAAAAAUUCCUGAAGAACUAAAGGCUAGACAUACAAGUAAACUUUCCCAGUACAAUCAUACUGUUGCUACAAUAUUUGUGGAAUAUGCUUCUGCGAUAGUUUACAGAACUGGAUUGAAGAUUUAUAUUGGAAGCAGCAUGAAAUUAAUUAUCCAGACAUGGAUGAUGCAAUGGUGUGGGGCAUGAAAGGUUUUUGUAGCCAAUUUGUCUGAAACUGGUUGUUAUUUAUUGUGAAGGGAUGUAUCUCAUUGUAUAUGUUUAUUGUAUUUUGUAAUGCUACUUCCUGAUGGAUUUCAUUUGUAUAUUGGUUUUCCAGAGGAUGUUACUCCCAUUCCCUCGGACAGCACCCGUAGAAAGAGGGGUAGAAGGGAAGCUGGCUUUGUAUCGCUUAUUUUCCAAGCCAAACAGACUUGCUGCAUUUUGUUAUUUAGCAAGUUUGAUUUUAUCAUCAAAGAAUUUGAGUUAAUUUGGACAUCAUUUAAGAAAGAAUACUGAAAGUUUUGCACGUUG